Messenger RNA from Macadamia integrifolia, 1414 nucleotides. Its product is annotated as glycine-rich RNA-binding protein 4, mitochondrial-like. Bases 422 to 838 code for a protein of 138 amino acids. The transcript is spliced from 9 exons. Lineage: Eukaryota; Viridiplantae; Streptophyta; Magnoliopsida; Proteales; Proteaceae. Gene Ontology annotation, molecular function: RNA binding. The record is from RefSeq and is a predicted model, not a curated record.
CGGUUUUUCUCUUUGUUUUCUCUCUCUCUCUCUCUCUCUCUCUCUCUCUCCUCCCUAGUCCCAGGGUGGUCUUCUCCAAGAAGCGACCUCCGAACCCAGAUUAUAUUUUCCAAGCUCAAUCCUCUUGGAAAUUCAAGAGUAAUCCGAACCUCCUCUUCGGACGGUGUUGACCAUGUGGAAGAGAGGGUGGGGGUUAAUAAAGUUAACCGUUUGCGAGUGUAUUUACCUCGAAAUUGAAAUGAUGGGGACGGUUGGUACGGUGAGCUCCAUCGCUGCAACUCGUGGAUGCUUCUUGGACACCCAAACCGACGACGAAGUUGUUUUCUGAAGCUUCAUCUUCCUUCAUUGAAGGGGUUUUGUGUGUUUAAGAGUGCUUCAAUAGGUUGUGACUCGAAGCUGUUUGACGAAAUGACUGAAGGAAAUGUUGUUUCCUGGACUUCAGUUAUCUCGGGUGCCAACUCAUAAACCAAUUGGCUUCUCAAAUUUUCCCAAAACUUGCAUUGAGGUCUCAAGGGAAAUGCAAUGCUUGAGGUAUAGAGGUCUCUCUGGGACUCUUCCUUCUGCAUGGUGGCUGAUCGCUCGAGGUUCUUGCAGCAAAUUGUUUGUUGGAGGUCUUUCUUAUGAUACCAAUGAAAUUGUCCUAAAGGAAGCUUUUGAACAGUAUGGUGAAAUCACUGAAGCAGUUAGAGUUUUAUGUGAUCAUAAGAGUGGGAGAUCAAAAGGAUAUGGAUUUGUGCGUUUUACUGCAGAAAGUGCAGCUAACGUAGCUCUACAAAAAAUGGAUGGUCAGUUACUGGAUGGCAGAAAUAUUCGUGUUCAUUAUGCGCAUAAGGGAUGAUGACCAUAAUCUCUGGCAAUUAGUCAAAAGAAGUGUGGCUUAAUGUAUUCCAGACUUCAAGAUCUAGAAUUAUUUGAAGCAUCAACCUGUUUCUUUCCCUGUAAUCCCGCAGCAUGUGAUUACGCUCAAAUCCUCAUUUAUUGGAUAAUAUACAUUAUGAGUCCUGUGUGUCACAUAUUUGUAACCAAUAGAUCUCUCAUCACACUAUUACACAAUUAUUUAUUGUUCAAUGUCAUUCAGGAGAGCUUACACCUUUCAGACAUACUGAUGGAUAACAUUUGAAGAAUAAAAAAAACUAUAGCCACUGCCAUUGAAUGAGAAAGGAUACAGAGAGAUUGUUUUUUUCCAGACAUACCUUCUAUCUUGCCUCUGCUGACACCCCUUAGAAGGUCUGAAGUGUCUGAGCCAUAAAAGGUGGUUCAGCAGCUGCAGUUCCUAUUCCUCCAGGCAGGCCUUCGUGGGGGGUGUGUGUGUGUUUUUUUUAAUUUUUUUUAUGAGUGUAUUCACAUAUGUUGAAAAGCAGAAUGAACUGAAAUGAAGGUAUUCCUUUGAAGAAAAGUUUAUGCUAUUUGUUAA